AUGGCAACACCGAUCGAUGAUAAUCCAGUAGCAAUUGUGACAGGAAUAACACAAACAUUUCAAUGUAAAACAGAUGCUGGCCGACCAUCUUCAAGAAUACAGUGGUAUAUUUCUGACACCAACAUCACCAGUUUGGCUACCCCUCAGGAUGAUGUUUGUAGUCUCAAUUGUAAUGGUAAAGUUAUAUCAUCCAGUGUACUGAUAUAUACUGUGAAUCGAGAAGAUGAAGGAAAAAUCAUUUACUGCACAGCUCUAAAUAUCGAAAAUCAAAGUGUAGGAUCACAGAACAAAACUGUUGAAAUAUUGUAUGGACCUGACCAAGUCAUCAUUUCUCCAUCAACUCAAACCUACACCGUAUCAGAAGCAACAGAACGUGUUGGUCCAAUAACUUGUUCAGCUGAUUGUAAACCUGACUAUGGCCCUAACCAAGUCAACAUUUCUCCAUCAACUCAAACCUACACAGUAUCAGAGGCAACAGGACGUGUUGGUCCAAUAACCUGUUCAGCUGAUUGUAAGCCUUACUGUACAAUGACCUGGAGUGGACCUAAUCUUCCUGCUGGUACUACAUCUGUACUGAAUCUGAGUAACAUUGACAGAAAUCAGGCCGGGAAUUACCAAUGUAUUGGUGCAAAUAUUGUUGGUAGUCUAACAUCUGUUACAAUUCUUAUUAUUGUUCAUUAUGGUCCUCGCAAGCUCAACAUUUCUCCAUCAACUCCGAUCUACACUGUAACUGAGAAAAACGAAAGUGUUGGUCCCAUUAUUUGUUCAGCUGAUUGUAAACCUGACUGUUCAGUGACAUGGAGUGGACCACAUAUUGCUAAUGGCACUACAUCUGUAAUGAAUCUUAAACACAUUGCACAGAAUAAGGCGGGAAAUUACCAAUGUUCUGCUACAAAUAGUGUUGGAAGUCUGACGUUAGUAAAAGUCAUUGUUAUUUUUCACUAUAAACCUUUUCUUGACCAUACAAGACCCUUUUCUCCAGAAUUUAUAAGUGCCACAGAAAACAACACUCUACACAUUACAGUAACAAUAAAUGCUAAUCCGACCCCAACUAUAGAAUGGACUUUCAAGGCGGAAACGGACAUGAUACCAUGCAAUUUUAGUACAAUAUUAUCUAACACUAGUACAAAUGGAUUCAGUUCUUUGUCAUUCAUAUUGAUCGAUAAUGUACAAUACAGUAACUUUGGAGAGUAUAUUAUCUCAGCUAGAAACACAAUUGGAGUCUUCUACCGCAGAUUUAUUGUUAUGAAAGAAGCAAACUUAAGACAAGAAAUCUUUGCACACACAAAAGAAAAUACCGGAAUAUUUGUUGCAGGAUUGGUAACAUUAGUUGUAGGAUUGUUGAGCCUAACGACAGCAAUCAUUUGUAUUGUCCGUCAAAGAUGCAAGAACAAGGCCCCUCAGUCAUGCAAAUCUGAUGAAUAUACUAAUGUGCAAAGAAGCAAUCCUGCAUUUACAGAUGCGUACACUACGUUACAGUCUGAUAUGGAAACAAGACCACACCAAGAGCAAUGUGGUAACAUCUAUGACGAAUGUAGGGGGAGACCUGGAGCAUACGCAUGCAGUUCUUCAGCAACAAAUGAGUCAGAACAAAAACAACACCAAGAGAAAGGUAUCAAUACAUAUGAGGAAUGUGGAAGAAUAUUUGACGCAAAUUCGUAUGAUAACUUGAUCAAAUAAAGUCAGGGCAUGAACAUCAAAUACAAGCCAUGGAUUGUUUACCAUUUGAAAAUGUGUUCGGACUUAAAUGAGAAUGUCAUAGUUUGAAAAUCAAUCUAUAAGGUUUUCAAUUCAACUUCCAAUC
Mytilus californianus (California mussel) is the source of this 1804-nucleotide messenger RNA. Its product is annotated as carcinoembryonic antigen-related cell adhesion molecule 1-like. Lineage: Eukaryota; Metazoa; Mollusca; Bivalvia; Mytilida; Mytilidae. Bases 1 to 1680 code for a protein of 559 amino acids. The transcript is spliced from 13 exons. Gene Ontology annotation, biological process: cell-cell adhesion. Gene Ontology annotation, molecular function: cell adhesion molecule binding. Gene Ontology annotation, cellular component: cell-cell junction. The record is from RefSeq and is a predicted model, not a curated record.